Oppia nitens is the source of this 615-nucleotide messenger RNA. RefSeq names its product nuclear hormone receptor HR96-like. The record is from RefSeq and is a predicted model, not a curated record. Gene Ontology annotation, biological process: negative regulation of transcription by RNA polymerase II; positive regulation of transcription by RNA polymerase II; cell differentiation. Bases 1 to 615 code for a protein of 204 amino acids. Lineage: Eukaryota; Metazoa; Arthropoda; Arachnida; Sarcoptiformes; Oppiidae. Gene Ontology annotation, molecular function: nuclear receptor activity; zinc ion binding; RNA polymerase II cis-regulatory region sequence-specific DNA binding. The transcript has 4 exons.
AUGAAUGAUAAAAAAUGUUGUGUUUGUGGUGAUCGAGCCGUCGGAAAUAAUUUUAAUGCACUCACGUGUGAAUCGUGUCGUUCAUUCUUCAGAAGAAAUGCAUUUAGAGUUGAGGAGUUUCACUGUUUUUUCGACAAUAACUGUUCAAUCAAUUGGUUGACCCGAAAAUUCUGCAAAACAUGUCGUUUAAAAAAAUGCUUUGCUGUCGGUAUGAAAAAGAAUAUUGUUGACACAACUGUAUCUAAUGAACGCCAGAAAGUAUCAGAUAUACCGACACUUAUUAGAGAACUUAUAUUUAGUUUCAAUGAAUUAGAAAUGAAUCGUUUCAGAGAGUUAUUUAGUUCUGCGGUUAUGUUAAGGGAUCCGGUAUUGAAAACAAUAUCCGAGACCAACACAUAUAUGGAUUCGUUUACAGUCCUACAGAAAAGGGCUGCUCUUAAGUGUAACCGAAUUAUCAAAAUGUCUACAAAUAUAUCGGAGUUUACAAACCUGUGUGAAGAAGACAAGAUUGCUUUGUUGAAGACGGGCUGUCCUGAAGUCAUAUGUUUGCUAACUGUUGUUAAUUUUGACUUCAAUGACAAUUAUUGGACGGUUCCAGUGGUUAAUAUAAACUAA